This is a messenger RNA of Cooperia oncophora, 2145 nucleotides long. The record is from the annotation of a GenBank genome assembly. Lineage: Eukaryota; Metazoa; Nematoda; Chromadorea; Rhabditida; Trichostrongylidae.
AUGUCAAUCGUUCAUCCAGAGCUCCAUUAUACCCCACCUUCAUGGGCUUCUGUGCCUGAGCCUGGUCAAGGUUACAAGUUGGAGGUUGUAAAAAGCGGGACCAUUGUUGGUUGUUUCGAUUUGGAUGUCAGAAAACACAGCACCUUUGUUGUGAUCGGACGUCUGCUAAACUGUGAUAUAGUACUCGAUCAUCCUUCAAUUUCACGCUAUCAUUGUAUUCUACAAUAUGGUGACGAUCCGAUGGACCGCAAGGGUAAAGGAUGGCACAUCUACGAUAUGGGUAGUACUCAUGGUAGCAAGGCGAAUAAAAAGAAAGUACCGGCCAAGCAGUACAUGCGUAUUAUGGUUGGGUUCGUACUGCAGUUUGGAGGUAGUACGCGACUACUUUCAUUGCUUGGGCCAUCGAGUGACUGCGAAGCCGAGUGGGAGUGCUCACCUACUGAAAUGAAGGAAAAGGUGCACAAAAAAGUCCUGGAAUCUAAGUUGGCACAAGCAGCCCGAAAGGAGUUUGAGGCAGAAAAGGCGAAAGACGCUGAAUCAGAAGGAAUAGACUGGGGCAUGGGAUUCGACGAAGAUGAUACACCGGCCGUAGAGCUGGACAUGGAUGGUCACUUGAUGGAGGAUCGCGAGCAGUAUUACCAAGCGGAUCCUAAAAAAGCACUCUCAAAGUUUUUCGAACGUGAAGGUUUCGAUAUGAAUUUCCAGUUCUCAGAGCAAGGUUCAGGACAUACGCACAAAUGGUUAUGUACCAUUGAGCUUCCCAUCGAAAUCAAUGGUGUCGAUCGUACCUAUACGGCACAAGCGAUAGUUUCAACCUCGAAAAAGGACGCCCAAGUGCAAUGCGCUUUGGAGGCGUGUCGAAUCCUCGAUAGUCACGGAGUUCUUAGAUCAUCAAGUUCUAAGGCCAGGACAAAGAGAAACGAGUUGGAAGAGAAUGAUUUCUAUGACGAAGAUGAUGACGAGUAUCUUGAUCGGACAGGUCAAAUUGAAAAGCAGAGAGAAAAGCGCAUGAUGUGGGCCAAGAAUAAGACUGGAGAAAAGACUGAAAAGAAAAGCACCUAUGAGUCGCUCUGCAAGGAACUCGAAGAAACGCGGGAAAACAUCACCAAGUUAAAGGAGAAAUUAGAAGGAAUGCAUGCGGCCCACGCUUCGACCAACACUGGUGAUUCCUUGGACGAUUACUGCAGGCAAUUGAAUGCGGGUCAUGGAGUCAUACAGGACAUGAAAGUUUGUUGUUAUCGUUGGCUAUUUGACUCUUCUCAGGAGUUACGGUCUCGGCUUCAGACGAAAACUGAAACGUCACAACUCCGUCAAAAAUUGGUCGCUCUCACACAUGAUGCGCAAAGGCUGGAGAAGCUAGUUAAGAUUGCGAAGCCAGUGGCACUCCCUGAGCUGAAAGUGGCUGGUACCAGCACCAGUGGUGCCGAUAAACAAGCAUUCCUUCGUAAAAUGAUGAUGGUUGGUAGGAAAAAAGUGUCUGAUACGAAACCAGCCAUCAGCGAAGAAGGAAGUUCCGUGAAGGGACCAGCUGCAAUGCCUUCAUCUAGUGAACCAUUUAAGCCUGAGAUUGAAGCUGAUGAUGAGACCGAUAAAGUGGCUGAUGUUCCAACGCCCUCCGCAGCCCCACAGGUGGAGACACGACAACCAGCAAAGCAGAAAGGUAACACUGAGCACCCAUGUGAGGUCGUGCAAAAUACGACUGGAAGGCUGGGAAUGAACAGGAAAAUCAAAAGAAAAAAAAAUCGGAAACCAUCAGUGGAGGCUCAUGGGACAAUUCCACCAGUAUCUGAUGAGAUAAGAAGUAAAAGCGACGAAAAUGAGAAGUCGAAAAACCAGCCUUGUGAAGAAGAAAUGGAACCGCGACCUGCACCGGUGGCCAAUAGAAGUGAUGAACAAAUUUCUGAAGAAGACCCAUCUGGUGAAAGCCCUCAAAGUCGCAUAUCAGAAGAGCGAUCCUCGCACGAGGAAAAAGGGACAAAGAAGAAAAGACGUGUUCGAGUGCGAGCAAAUCGACUAUCUGCGGACACUAGUGAGGAUUACGGCACUGGUGUCGAUGACGAUCGCUAUGCCACAUGGCUUCCUCCCGAGAAUCAAAGUGGUGAUGGAAAGACUGCUCUGAAUGCCAAGUUUGAAGGAAGAUACUAA